CCUUGCAUUUAUUCACAAUGCUCUAUUUUGCAGAUGUUUCUAACCAGAAGUGAAUAUGAUCGAGGGGUUAAUACAUUCUCUCCAGAGGGCAGACUGUUUCAGGUUGAGUAUGCAAUUGAGGCCAUAAAGCUUGGCUCAACAGCCAUAGGCAUUCAGACCAGCGAUGGUGUGGUGCUAGCUGUAGAGAAGCGCAUCACAUCACCUCUCAUGAUCCCUGCAACCAUUGAAAAAAUUGUUCAGAUUGACAAACAUAUUGGUUGUGCUGUGUCGGGUCUGGUGGCAGACUCGCGCACCCUCAUUGACCACGCGCGCGUGGAGUGCGCCAACCACUGGUUUGUGUACAACCAGGACAUGAAGGUCGAGUCCGUGGCUCAAGCUGUGUCUAAUUUGGCUAUCAGAUUCGGCGAUAAUGACAGUGAUGGACCAGCUAUGAGUCGCCCAUUUGGCGUUGCGAUGCUGUUUGCUGGUGUCGACAAGUCAGGAGCUCAACUCUACCACCUUGACCCGUCAGGCACUUUCCUGCACUUCUGCGCCAAAGCCAUUGGUUCAGGCUCUGAGGGCGCCCAGCAGUCGCUGCAGGAGGCAUAUCAUAAAUCGAUGACGCUGGAUGAAGCUUUGAAGACGUCGCUUAGCAUCCUGAAGCAGGUCAUGGAGGAAAAAGUAAGCUCGACGAACGUCGAGGUCGCCGUCAUCACCAAAGAAAAGGGCUUCACACGCCACCCACAGGACGAGGUAGAGAAGAUCAUCUCUGCUCUCUGAACAAACCGUCGCAAAUGCUCGAUCAAAGCAAGAUCAUGAGCCGCCACCACCAGCAAGGAAGAGGCUAUGCAGCCUGGAGCCUGAGGGACGGCGCCGUUGCAGACGUUGACGCCAAUGGCGACAUUUCCUGCGCGUGAACGCUGCUUCUCGCGUGCUGGAAGUGACGGGGUUCUGUGCUUUGUGGUGUCGCGUCACUAGUAAAGUUUUUCUUUUAUUCA
Messenger RNA from Hyalella azteca, 977 nucleotides. It is a transcript of the gene Prosalpha5, whose product is annotated as proteasome subunit alpha type-5. Lineage: Eukaryota; Metazoa; Arthropoda; Malacostraca; Amphipoda; Hyalellidae. The coding region runs from base 34 to 759 and encodes 241 amino acids. Gene Ontology annotation, cellular component: proteasome core complex; proteasome core complex, alpha-subunit complex; nucleus. Gene Ontology annotation, biological process: proteasome-mediated ubiquitin-dependent protein catabolic process. The transcript has 6 exons. The record is from RefSeq and is a predicted model, not a curated record.